Messenger RNA from Mugil cephalus (flathead mullet), 1280 nucleotides. RefSeq lists its product as uncharacterized. The coding region runs from base 41 to 679 and encodes 212 amino acids. The record is from RefSeq and is a predicted model, not a curated record. The transcript has 6 exons. NCBI's taxonomy places the organism in Eukaryota, Metazoa, Chordata, Actinopteri, Mugiliformes, Mugilidae.
CAGAGCUCUGAGAGCAGCAGUGACUGAAAGUCCUCAGAUCAUGUCGGGUCUGGUUUGGUUAUUGUUCCUGAUGAAGAUGAUGAUGAUGUUGAGUGACGCCUCAGACCCCAGACACGUGGUCAGAGUCCUCAGUGGAGACGACGUCCUGCUGGAUUCCAGCCUGAUGCUGGAGGAGACGGGGGACGUCCGGUGGACUCACGCCCAGCUGCUGGUGAAGAACAACAUGAUUAGGUGUGAGAUCCACUGUGAGCUGAUGGCGGACGGAUCAUUGAGACUGAGACGAGUUCAGAGAAAAGACUCAGGAAACUACACCAUGGAGGCUUUUAGGAAAGACGGGAAGCUGAUAAUGAGAAGAUACUUCCUGCUGCAGGUGGACGAUCCUGGCUCUGCUUUCUCCUACGUCUUCCCACUGCUGCUCCUCUCCAUCUUCUUCGUCGUCCUCUUCGUCCUGUGGAGGAGGAGGACUCAGAGGACUCAGAGGACUCAGAGGACCAUGACCUCAGGUCCAAAGGAGGAGAACCUCUAUGUGGUGAUGAAUGCUGGAAAGAAGCCAAAAGUCCAGGAGGAGGACGAGGAGGAGGACAAGAAAGAGGACAAGAAGGAGAAAGAGGAGGAGUCUGCAUAUGUUCCCUGUAGCUCUACCAUUUCCGUGGAACCAGAGGAAGACAUCUACGUGUGACGACCAAUCAGAGCUCACCUGGAGACUCAGCUCUUUCUUUUACUCAUUGACCCUAAUCCUGGUUUUGAGAUGUUCCUGAUGAUGAAGAUGAACGGUGUCGUCUUCAGGCUCCUGGUCUCCACAGUUACAAUCAUUUACUGUAAAUACAGAUUCUCUCCAGGAUGGAAAGUAGCCAGGAAAACACAGAUCACACACUGAAGCAAACUUUGCUUAAUCAAUCAAUCAAUAAAUCAAUAAAUAAAUAAAUAAAUAAGGUGCAGUUCCUCUAGAACCCACUAGAGGCCACCAGCCCCAUAGACCUCUAUGUUAACUGAACAGUUCUGGUGUCAUGAUGAAUGUUUCUAGGACUCAUCUCUUUAAAUCGGAUCAAGAUUAAAGCUCAGCUGAUUUAAGGGGCGUGGCCUGUUUGAUUGACAGGUGUGUGUCCUCAGCUUUAUUCUUCAUGUUUUAUUCUGCACCAUGUGGAUGUGGAGGCCUGAAGACUGAACUGCACUGAACUGAAAGUGUAUUUAAUAUAUAAUCCUGUAAAAACCCUCAUUAUUCUGCACUUGAUCUUUUAUAUUUAAUCAGAGCUGGUUCAAUAAAAAGUUCCUGAUGAAAA